Messenger RNA from Theobroma cacao (cacao), 2006 nucleotides. RefSeq names its product protein SKU5 SIMILAR 14-like. Gene Ontology annotation, molecular function: copper ion binding; oxidoreductase activity. The record is from RefSeq and is a predicted model, not a curated record. Lineage: Eukaryota; Viridiplantae; Streptophyta; Magnoliopsida; Malvales; Malvaceae.
AUGAAAGAGGCCGUUUUCCUUCAAUUUUUACUUGGAAUGUUCGCUUGCUUUAGUGUCUUCUGCGCCAAUGCAGAAGAUCCAUAUAGUUACUAUACUUGGGUUGUCACAUAUGGAACACGGGCUCCUCUUGGUGUUUACCAAAAGGUCAUUCUUAUUAAUAAUCAAUUUCCUGGACCUCCAAUUGAAGCUGUGACUAAUGACAACAUAAUUAUAAAUGUCAUCAAUCAAUUAGAUGAACCCUUCCUCAUUACAUGGCAUGGAAUUAAACAGAGGAGGACCUCAUGGCAAGAUGGUGUGCUUGGGACCAAUUGCCCAAUCCCUCCCCACUCAAACUGGACAUACAAAUUCCAGUUGAAGGAUCAAAUUGGAACCUUCAUGUACUAUCCUUCAACUUUACUGCACAAAGCCAUUGGUGGUUUUGGGGCUCUCAAUGUUAUGCAAAGGUCUGUCAUCUCAAUCCCAUACCCUGCACCUGAUGGAGAAUUUACUGUGCUUGUUGGUGAUUGGUACAACGCUGGCGACAAGGCCUUGAAGGAAAGGCUGGAUUCAGGCUUGGGUCUUCCUCUUCCAGAUGGCCUCCUUAUUAAUGGUGUCCGUAGAUCUUCUACUUUCACUGGUCAGAGAGGGAAAACAUACAAGUUUAGGAUUUCAAAUGUGGGUAUAUCAACAUCAAUCAACUUCAGGAUCCAGGGUCAUGCAAUGACUCUUACUGAAGUUGAAGGAAGUCAUAGUCUGCAGGAGGUAUACGAGUCCAUUGAUAUUCAUGCCGGUCAAUCUGUAGCGGUUUUGGUUCAAUUACAAGCGUCAGUUAAAGACUACUACAUCGUAGCUUCCACCCGUUUCACAAAGCCUAUUCUCACAACUACCGGUAUUCUUCGCUAUGGGGGUUCCCACACUCCAGCCUCUUUGCCAUUGCCUAUAGGCCCAACUUUCCACGUUCACUGGUCCAUUAAGCAAGCCAGGACCAUCAGAUCGAACUUGACAGCAAAUGCAGCUAGGCCUAAUCCUCAAGGUUCAUUCCACUAUGGGACAAUAAAGGUUGUGAGGACACUUGUUUUGGCUAAUGCAAAAACCAAGAUAAAUGGCAAGUUGCGGUAUGCCGUUAACGGGAUGUCCUAUGUGGAUCCAACCACUCCGUUGAAGCUUGCAGAAUGGUUUAACAUCCCUGGUGUCUUCAAAUUAAAUUCGAUCAAGGAUGUCCCUACUUCAGGCCCUGCAGUCCUCGGCGUCUCUGUAUUUGGAAUCACCCUUCAUGACUUUGUUGAAAUUGUCUUCCAGAACACUGAAGCCGCCAUCCAGUCAUGGCAUCUUGAUGGCUCUAGCUUCUAUGUUGUCGGAUAUGGUUCUGGCCAGUGGAAACCUGACUCAAGGAAACGCUACAACCUGGUGGAUGCAAUUUCUAGACACACUGUUCAGGUAUAUCCAACUUCCUGGACCGCAAUCCUAGUGUCAUUGGACAACAAAGGUAUGUGGAACCUGAGGUCGCAAGACUGGUCCAAGAGGUACCUAGGCCAGCAAUGUUAUCUCAGAGUUUGGAACAACGAAAAAAGCCUGUUUACUGAGACAGACAUUCCUCCGAAUGCACUACGUUGUGGCAAGGCCGCCCACUUAUAGAAACAAUAUUCUCAUUGGUGUAAUUUAUUUUUCUUCAUCAGCUAAUUCUCUAAAUUUUCCCCUUCGAUAUCAGUUACGAGGGUGUGACUGUUAGGAAGAAAAAAAAAUGGGGGGGAAGUUAGGCUUCAAAAGAGGGCAAGCAAAAAUUAUAGAUUUGUUGUGCUAGCUUGAUUACUUUCUAUCGUAAUCAGAAUAAACAUUUUCCUCUUCAAUCUUUGUGGCAUGCUGUUCCUCAAUAUAUCAUGGCCCAUGUGAUGCUUGAAAAGCAAGUUUCAUCCAGUCAAUAGCCAGCUCAUUCAACUGAUAAAUAUGCUGCGUGAAUAUGCACCCAAGUUUGAAAAAGUACAGCACUCAAUUUUCAAUUGAUUCUGCCGCAAACUCAGAGCGCAUAG